UUAAUCCCUACCCCCAGGGUCAAGUAGAGCCACGCCAUUUAGCCGGCUAGUAUUUUGUGCCCAAAUAUUGUCACCCACUUUGGUGCUUUGAACUCCUGUAAACAGUCAAUAACUCCAACCCCGUGUUUAUAUUGAGGGGCACGUUGUUUCCCUCUCUUCUACCUGCAAGUUCUUGGCAUCACAUGUUCCCCCAGCGGGCUCAAGGGUGUCGCUGUUUGACUUGGAACAAUAAGAGACCCGUUGAGUGCUGUAAAAGUUGAGAUCGGUUUGAUAGCGGUGGGCGUGUACCAGCCGAUGCCGGGCCGACUCCUCUUGGUGCAACACUUUGAAGGGUUUACUCUUAGAUACCGUCAAGUGAAUUAACGGACCAGAUCAGAGGGGUAUAUUGCGUGUGCUUUGCUGCGUCAAUAGACAUUCUUGGCUGAGACGAAUAACCAUGGAGUUACGCUGCUGUGUCCUGCUUGUCUUACUUUCAUCAGCUAUCUCAUUUUGCAAGGGAACUCUGAUCAUUAACUGUGAUUUUGAGAAUGAGGCCGACCCAAUGUGUGGCUUCUACAAUGUCUACACUGACGAUGCAGACUUCAAGAGGUCGAGUGGUGCCAGCUCUGGACCCAUGGAUUCCUCCCCAGGAUUCGAUCACACCUACGGAAACGACACGGGUCAUUUUCUUGACACCGACAUAACAACCUUCGGCUUAGAUACCCCCGUGGCCAGCGUCAUUAGCCCUUCUGUGCUCAUCCAAUCCGGCACAACUAAACUGUGCCUCGAAUACUACAUCCACAUGUUCGGCACGGCACUGGAAUCUCUGCACGUGUACAAGAAGGUCAGUGGAGUGGAGACAUCGAUUUAUAACGACACUGGAACUUUGGGUGAUGUCUGGCACCAUCGGCAGGUUGAGAUUGAUGUCAGUAGCUCUUCGGGCAGCUCCAGUAUUCAGGUGAUCUUCCAAGCUAACAUCAGUUGGGGUGUGCGUGGCGAUAUAGCCUUGGAUGACAUAAAGCUGUCUCUUGCUCAGUGCAAUUUUGGUCUCGAAGAAACAACACAGGCCCCCCCGCCAACAACUCCUGUCAUCCCCCUGGACUCCUAUGAUUGUACCUUUGACGAUCUUAACCAACGUCAGUGUACGCCGAAACCUAACAGUCGUAACGACUUCGAUUGGGUGUUCAGGCAAGCUUUUAACACACCCAACCAAGGACCCAUAUAUGAUCACACAACGUCUACAUCUUCAGGGAUAUACCUUUACGUCCCUCAAGACUCUAAUCAAGGCAAUGACCAGGAAUACGGCGAGUUUCGCACAGCUUUACUGCAACCAGCGUUCCAAGUGAAAUGUUUACAGUUUUUCUAUUACAUGAGAGGAAACCGAGUUGGUAACCUCAAUGGCUAUGUUGUGCGGGAUGGCGACGCUGCACCAAUCCACAUACCGUUUAACAAGACCGGGGAUCAGGGAGGUUACUGGCACCGAGGAUUACUGGAUAUCUACCCAACUUAUGCCAAUUACCGGAUUGCAUUUGAGGCAAGUCGAAGUCGAGAUUAUGAUGGCUGUAUUGCUGUUGAUGAUCUUUUGCUCAUGGAUGGCAGAUGUCCAAUGGAGGAGGUCUUUUGUGACUUCGAGUCCCUCCACAUCUGUUAUUUCACCCAAGAUCGUACGGAUGACAUGGAUUGGACCGUAGGCAAUGGAAACACACCAAGCUAUCAAACAGGGCCAUCUUAUGACCACACCUAUGGAAAUAGCUCAGGUAAUUACAUGUAUAUAGAGACCUCAUCCCCGGUCAGAUUGGGUCACGUUGCACGGCUGAUCUCCCCGCCCGUCACCGAGACUCACGGCCGUGCCCACUGCCUGAUCUUCUGGUACCACAUGUACGGCCAACACAUUGACGCCUUGAAUGUGCUGCAGGCCAACGCAUCCACUCCCACUCAGCGGAAACUCAUCUGGACGCUGUCCGGCAACCGGGGCGACAAGUGGCGGGCAGCCGAAGUGCAUGUCCAGAGCAGCCUGGAUUUCCUAAUCAUAUUUGAGGCAUUCCGAGGCACCAGUUACCAAGGUGACAUUGCCAUUGAUGAUGUUCAUAUCACGUCCACCGAAGGCUGUCCGGGAGAAGCUGGAUUGAAGAACUACUCCAGUAUCACAUGCGACUUUGAAGAAAUUGAGAUCUGCUAUUACAAGCAAGAUUCAUCAGAUGAUUUUGACUGGACAUGGCAAAAUGGAGCAAGCCAGGGACUUACAAGUACAGGGCCGGGAGAAGACCAUACGACCAACAGCCCACUCGGGUUUUACAUGUACAUCCAGGAGGACUACAACGAUAUCCCAGGGGGAACAGCUCGGUUGAUGUCCCCGGAAGCCAAGGUACAACCUGUCCCGUCCUGCUUGGAGUUCUGGUAUCACAUGUUUGGUCGGGAUAUCGAGUCGCUGCAGGUCUACAUGAAGAAGAGCAGCGACACAGAGCUUCCUGAUGACCCUGUGUGGAGCAUGACUGGGAAUAAGGGAGACUAUUGGCACAGAGCCACGAUUGAUGUCCCCGUGACACCAUACACUUUCAGCUUCAUCUUUGAAGCAACCCGAGGCCAGACAUUCCGAGAUAAUAUAGCGAUAGAUGAUGUCACAUUCUAUGAGGGGGAUGACUGCCCACCAUUCACCACCAGUGCACCAAUCCCGACGACCACGCCGAUACCCAUUGCAUCCAGUUUGGCAAACUGCGAUUUUGAAGAUGUGAACAACACAAUGUGUGGCUACACACAGUCAAUCCAUGAUGAAUUAGAUUGGUCACAUGGGAGUGGAUGGCCAGUUGGAGCUGACAACACUCUGGGAACUGCUGACGGUCAUUACCUGUACAUCAACACUCAUUCCUAUUACCAGCGGAGUGGUGACAGGGCUGACCUUUACUCGCCCCUUCUCAUGAGCUCGGACAUACCCCAGUGCCUGGAGUUUUACUACUACCUGAGCGGUUAUCGAUCAGACUUUCUCAUGGUCUACCUGACUGGCUGGGGUCAAACCCUGGCUAUUGAUCCUCUCUUCUCUGUAUUCGGGGACCAGGGAGACAAGUGGAACAUGGCUCAAGUGGAGAUACCGCCUAUGAACUCAAACUUCCAGAUUGUUUUUGAGGGAAUGUACAGCUAUUACGCUGAUGUCGCCAUUGAUGAUAUUAAUAUCACCAUGGGGGCUUGUCCAAAGACUACGGCUCAACCAAAUCUGGUGGAUGGAAGUUGCGACUUUGAAUCAGGCUUGAAGGCUUGCAACUAUGUACAUAUGAGAUACUAUGACUUCUAUUGGCAGGAACACAGUGGUGCUACGGCGUCAAAGAACACUGGUCCAAGAGUAGAUCAUACCACUGGAACUGAGGAAGGAAAGUACAUGUACAUUGAAGCUUCGCUCCCCCAACGCCCCGCCGAUCGAGCUCGUAUCAUUACUCCCGUGAUGUACCACACAGCAGGCGUGGCAAAAUGCAUGUUGUUUUACUACCAUAUGAAUGGAGCCAACGUGGGCAAGAUCAACAUCUAUUCAUACAUCGAAUCACGAGAGAUACUGCUGAUGUCACUGGUGGGUAGCUCCAAGGAUAGGUGGCGUCCUGCUGGUGUGGACUUGACCAACAUGGCCCAACGAUUUCAGAUUGUGUUCGAAGGAGUGGUUGGUUAUGGCGUAGAAGGUGACAUGGCCAUCGAUGACAUCAGCAUUCGUUUGGAACCCUGCAUGGGCUUUGCCAAGGAGGCAUCGACCAAUUUUGAAAUGCCAGGCGAUCUGAACGGAUUUCACCAGUACUGGGAAAACGACACUUAUUGGUUGUGGUUUGAUCAGUAUAACAAAGACUCAACACUCCCAGAUGAACUGUUGGCAGGUGAUGGCUCCUUCAUGUACAUCGACGGCACUUUUUUCCAACCCAAAACCUGGGCUACCAUGCUGACGCCGAUCAUGGCCGGUCAUGCCAUAGAGCACUGCCUGGACUAUGACUACGCCAUAUACAAGGAUGCCGAGCUGAUGGUGUCUGUCUGGCAAAAGGGAGGUCUCACCUACGACUUGACGAUUAAAAAAUAUGCAACGGCGUGGACCCAUGAACGCAUAACUCUGACCAAGGCCCAAGUUGGCGAAGACUUUAUGCUUUUCUUCACUGGUAAACUUGGUUCUGAAGGCACCGGUUACGUCGCCAUAGAUAAUCUGGUGGUUCGGGAAAACAGCUGUAGUGAACUUGCAGAGCCAGGGGAGCCCGGAGCCCAAGCCUCUUCGGGUUCCGUCGCUACCGCCACCAUCCUGGGAAUUCUCCUGGGUGUAGCCCUGGCAGUUAUCAUCAUCGGUGUCCUGUACUUCGUCCGUCGUCAGAGGAUGAUGCCCAAGGAUAUUCCUGCAGUGCGGUACACCAACGAGACUGACACCAAUGAAAACAAAGAGAUCUCACUGGCUAAAGACCUCAGCAUCGCCAACCCCAGCUAUGAAAAUGCAACACUCCAGAGCCAUGCUUAGUGGAAAGCCUCGAAGAUCAAGAAAUUUGAAUGUGGUACAUGUAGAUACCAAUUCAAUACAUCAAGUCUUCUUGACUGCCCUGGCCUCCACCUUGGUUGUCCCGACUCUGACCUUGUUAGCUGUCAGACGGCAAUUGUGAAGACUCACAGAUAAAUUACUCUCAAACCAAUUUUCCAAUCAAUAUCCAAAUAGUAUCAGUGGCGUUUGAAUUAUCAAAUGUCCAUACUGUAUACAUUAUUUUAUCAAUUUUGAGUUCGUUUCAAAACCUAUGAAAUUGUUAACCUUCUAUUGCUGCUAUUCAGUAUAUUGAUCAAAGUUCAAUUUACUCAAAAAUUGUGGGAGACCAAUAGCAGAAUGACACUGUAAAAACAGCAUUUUAGUUCCCAACUUGAAGGAAUUCCUAUCUUGAAGGAAUUCCCAUCAUGCAUUGCGCAUCGGGCAUAGAUUUAAUGCCUGUUCAAUAUUGGCACAAACUGAACAUUACUGCGAUCUUUUGAAGAUCAAAUAUUCAGCCUGCAGAUUUGCAAGCUGAAUACAUUUCAAGUCACACAAAUUUUGCUGCAAAUGUUGAACAGCGAAUUUCCUUGAGUUUUGCAUUCACCUGAACAUUUCAGAGUUACUUACGAGAGGAGAGUUGCCCUUCAAUUUGUGUAUUACUACAAUACUGAAUCCUGUGUUGAUAUUUUGAAAUUUCUGCAGUGACUGUUUAAUCCAAGUGUACAGAUUGGAGUUUUUGUUGCUUUCAAACAAAUUUUAAACAUAUAUCAGAUUUUUUAUAGGACUUCUUAUAGAGUAUUGCACAUAAAGCUAUGUAUCUCGUAACUGUGCCUCACCUGUAUUCCUCUUGAAGCUACAGCAUAUACACUGUGCUUCGAAUGAAGUUGUACAUGUAUACAUGGCCAUUUCAUGAAACAAAUUAUAUAGGGAAACUGACUAGGUGCUUACAAAUGAUGAUGAAGGUCAUCAAAGAAAUUGAGUGGAGCAGGAUUUGAACCUGCAGCCUGCGGAAUAUCGUACCAUACCAGUGUUCAAAUCCCACUCCAGUCAAUUUCUUUAUUUUUAUCAUCAUCCCAUUUCAUUUAGACUUUGUGUUCUUUUGGGUUGUAAUACUUAGCUGCUUAAUCUGUAACAUGAAGAUAUAAUUGAAUAUCUGAAUUCAGUUUUGAAAUCGAGUGUAAAUUGGACAUGGGAAGAUAAAAAAAAACUGCACAGAGAGAAGUAAGAAGACCAUUCAGGCAGAUUGGAAUGCACGCAACAUUUAAUAUGCUAAAGUUAAAUACCACGUGUGAUAUGUACAUGAACGCACAGUCGUCACUUUGGUGACAAAGACAACCAAUUCUAAAGCUCUGAAAACUACCCUAGAGAUCCAGUAAAAAUGUGAAGUAGCCUCAGCUGAGGGUAUGAUCCAGCAAUGAGUGUGGUUCUAACCAUUGGUCAAUACCAUCCCUUUCUGGCCAAGGCAAGUUACUCUUUUUUUUGCAAACACCUUCAUCGUUCCUAUUGCUACUCUCCCCACAUCCAGUCUCUGCCAUCUUGUUCA
Molecule: messenger RNA, 5990 nt
Organism: Acanthaster planci (crown-of-thorns starfish)
Lineage: Eukaryota; Metazoa; Echinodermata; Asteroidea; Valvatida; Acanthasteridae
Product: MAM and LDL-receptor class A domain-containing protein 1-like
Cellular component (GO): membrane
Source: RefSeq, a predicted model, not a curated record